Molecule: messenger RNA, 3042 nt
Organism: Fimicolochytrium jonesii
Lineage: Eukaryota; Fungi; Chytridiomycota; Chytridiomycetes; Spizellomycetales; Powellomycetaceae
Exons: 1
Coding region: 1-3042 (1013 amino acids)
Source: RefSeq, a predicted model, not a curated record
AUGGACGACUAUUACGAGCACAUGGAAAGAAUUUUGGCUGAGCAUGUAGCAACAUCUAUCAGCAGCGAGCCGGACACCACAGCAGGCUUCGCCGCUCUCGGCAACUUCUACAAGUGCCAAGCGUUUAGAAAGCAUUUCGGCCUGGACACUCAGCCGGCCUCCAAGCUCAAUCUCGUCUGGACCGUCGAAACCGGAGACCAGAAACGUUCGAUCCAGCGAAGAUGGGACCCUGCCUCUGGCCUGCUGCCGACAGUUCGUUUGGGAAAUGUCUAUCGAGAUUUUCAUUAUAUGGCUGAUGAAUGGACGGGUGGGAAGACGCCGGCGCUGUGGGUGCUGCAGGGCAGCGUUCCAGCAGAGGCUGUUGAAGAGGUACUUAGCAGCUUGAAGGAGAAUGGGCAGGAUGCAGUCACCGACCAAGCCGACGGCACUCUAUUCUCGUUCAUGUUUGUCAGCGCCGCUGGAACACGCACUCGCCGCCAGUGUGGGAUUCCAGUGGAAGAUGUGAUGGCGCUUUUGGAGCAGGCCAAAGCUGUGGAAGAGAUGCUUGACGACUUGGAAUCUUGCGGUAUUUGCUCCGUCUCUUUCGGACAGUCAGAGCGAGAGGAAUUCGGGCGCUUUGGCGGCGCACACAAAGGCGUGGAAAGCAAGCACACAGAUCGCGUCCUCAUAACGGCCUUCAAUCCCAGCGACCUAUCUAGAGUGUGGUCAUCAAGCACUACCGAUUGCCGAUUUGGGUGUGUCCAUAUCAAACUCAGGAGAUCUCCAACUUUUCGCCCGCAGGUGGACUCGCAACAGCUCUCUUGGGAGCCGUUCACCGAUACGCAAACUCGCAAUCCUAAAAUCGAAUGGGAGGGAAACGUCUUUGUCGAUAAGCAUGAACAAUGCCAUAUCCGCGACCCGGAAGCGAAACUUUUUGGACUCCAUUCUGUCGAACGCUGCGACACGCUCGCAGAUUAUGCACCGUUGAUCCACUACGUCUUUUACCGUCUGCAAACGCUCAACACAAACAUCAACCAUCAAAAAGGCUGGCCAGAGAUUCGGUUUCCGUUCCCACGCAUCUUUGACUUUUUCAAUGAACCUACGGCCCGCGCGGUGGGGUACAAGCCGCCGCAAUGCUUCAAGACGUCCAUGACUGCCGCACUCGCCUGGGCAUACGCCUUUGUGCGUGGAUUCACCGUGACGGUCAUAUUGCGCAAUAUCGGUGCUCGGCAGACAGGCGUAGUGGGUUUCAAAACGAAAGGCAUUGCCACAAUCAACAGACACAUCCGCCGUUUCAUCGAGGAAAUAGCCGAUCAGAUUCGCGAUAACGGGUGGGACGAAGAUUUGGAGGACGUGAUCGAAGCGCUCUCGUUGAAUAUCAAAACCGACCAAGUGAUGAAAUGGGGCGAAUCCAACUCCCUUCGCAACACGCGCCUCUCAGACCCUCGACGCGCGGAAGGGUUUGCGAAACAGUGCGACCGCCUAGCGGCUGAAGUCAACUCGGUCCUGGUACUCCCGCUCAACAUCAGCGCAAUGUAUUUGUUUAUCGAGACCAUGAAGAACGUCGGCCAGCUCAAACGCACGGUAGUUAUGAUUGAUGAAGCGGAUGAGCCCAUUUCAUCUUAUGCACGUAACGGUACAUGUAUUGAAAGAACUAUGUACCCAACCGGAGCGGGUCCCGGCUGUCUUCAAUCGGAACUAUUUGAUGCAAACGAAGAUGACGACGAGCGGGACGAAAGCGAGGUAGAAGAGGAACUCGUGGACCUGUUCAACGACAAUCACAUGAAAAGCAUUCCGCACUUGAUCGGAAUCACGGCGACCAUUCAUCCAAUCCUCUUCACGAAUCAAGACACAUUGUUUUAUACCUUUGUGAUGCCGGUGGCGCCCAACUACAUCGGCAUCAAUACGCCAAAAUACUGCACUCAUCGAGUGGCCAUCAUCACUGAUAGACUGCCCGUGCAGCCUUCGCAAUCGAGAAUGCUCGACGCCGAUGAAUGGUGGAGCGUGGAGAGACCCGUGCUUGAACGAAUAUACCAACGCUGGGAAGCGGACAAAGCGGACUUUGCGGCAUGCCUCAUCACGACGAGCGGAACCACUUGCCGAGUCGCCAAGCAGCAGAUUGGCGCGAUCGCUAUCGCGCACAGCACAACGUUCCCGAUCGCGGCCGUCGUGACCAACGGUGUAUCUACGGAAAUCAACUUUUCGCGUCAUUUCUGGCACGUCACCCCCGAAGCGAUCCGAGUACAGCUGGUCAAACGUCUGAAGAAGCGGGGAGAUCUCAAACUACUGCCAAAAGCGUCCUUCGGAGCCUGCCGGCCCCGUCUGCUUCCCGUCGAUUUUGAACAGCUCAAAAUUCGCGUGCUACCUCUAGCCAACAGCUUCCGCAUCGAAGACGAGACCGGCACCAUCUACACCCGGCAGCAUCCGAGCGUCAUGAUCGAGUUGGUGCUCGCGGCGUUUGAAGCAGCGCGCCUCCCUCACCCGCGGUGCUGCUUCCUCGGCACCGACGUGAUGUGCGGGCGCGAGAAAUCGUACGUCUCGUUCAGCGGACGCGAAGCUGUCACCGAUAUGUACCAAAACUAUCCAGCGGGGCAGAAUAUGACCAAGGCGUGUCAGACAACGGGCCGGGUGUGCGGGGUCGUCACACAUGCGAAUGCGAAACUCAAAGUGCGGCGAUUAUGGAUCAAUAAAGAUGUGUAUCAGGACAUCCUGUUCAUGCAGAGCCUGACCGACAAUGUUAUUCAACUGCUGGGGAAGUUCCGUGGGGAGUCGCUUGACAAGAUCAGUCAGCGUGUCGUGGCGGGGAGAACCGGGCUUUCGGCGCAAGAUGUGGAGCACUGGAAUAGGGUUACGGAGAUGUAUCGCCGCACGGUUACGGGCGCACAAGGAGGUGGACGCCGCCGCCGAAACAAUAACAACAAUGAGGAUGAGCAACCGAAGAAGAGGGUCAAGUUUGCGAAGCCGCAGCAUCAGAAGGAGGUCAACAAGAUGGUUGAGCAUAUGUCUUUCUUGUCGAUGGCGGCGGAAAAGCGUAUGGUGGUUGCCGGAGGUCAGUCUGGGUGA